This is a messenger RNA of Archocentrus centrarchus (flier cichlid), 1397 nucleotides long. It is a transcript of the gene zpld1a, whose product is annotated as zona pellucida-like domain containing 1a. Lineage: Eukaryota; Metazoa; Chordata; Actinopteri; Cichliformes; Cichlidae. The record is from RefSeq and is a predicted model, not a curated record. The transcript has 12 exons. The coding region runs from base 156 to 1397 and encodes 413 amino acids.
CAUGAAUGUGAGAGACUGAGGAUCCCUUUUUCCCUCCUGCACCUGAGUUCUGUUUCUAGUUGUCAGGUAGGGAUGCUGUGCAGACCACUCCAUCGUCUGUCCCAAACUUAUGGAGAACCGCUGACUCGCUGGCUUUCAGGAACCAGGGUGCUGAAAUGGAACAUAUAUUUUUCAUUCUUUUAAUGUCUAGUAAGGCCUUAUCAGUUGGAGCUCAAUUCAAUGGAUUUAACUGUGACGCAAAUUUUCACAGCCGCUUCCCCGCUGAGAGAGAUAUCAGUGUGUACUGCGGGGUCCAGACAAUCACCCUCAAGGUCAAUUUCUGUCCUGUUCUCUUCUCUGGCUACACUGACACUGAUCUGGCCCUUAAUGGUCGCCAUGGAGAUGCCCACUGCCGAGGGUUCAUCAACAACAACACCUUCCCCACUGUUGUGAUCUUUAGCAUCAGCUUGGCAACCCUUGAGUCCUGCGGCAAUUCCCUGGUGGUGUCUACAGCUCAAGGACCCAAUGCUUAUGGGAACCUGUCCCUGGUGCAGAUUGGAAACAUAUCAGGGUACAUUGACACACCAGACCCCCCAACCAUCAUCAGCUACCUGCCCGGUCUGCUGUACAAGUUCAGCUGCAGCUACCCACUGGAAUACCUAGUCAACAACACACAGCUGGCUUCGUCUGCAGCUGCAAUCUCAGUGAAGGAAAGCAAUGGCACGUUCAUUAGCACGCUGAAUCUCCUGCUUUACAAUGACUCAUCAUACAUUCAGCAGCUGUCCAUCCCAAUGGCAGGACUGACCCUGAAGACACGUGUGUUUGCAGCUGUAAAAGCCUCUAAUCUGGAUAGAAGAUGGAAUGUUCUAAUGGACUACUGUUACACCACGCCUUCUGGAAAUCCUAAUGACGACCUGCGUUAUGAUCUUUUCUUUAGCUGUGAAAAAGACCCCCAGACCACAGUCUUUGAGAACGGAAAGAGCCAAAUGGGCCGCUUUGCCUUUGAAGUAUUCCGCUUUGUAAAGCACAAGAACCAGAAGAUGUCCACUGUCUUCCUGCACUGCGUCACCAAGCUGUGCCGAGCAGAUGAUUGCCCAAUGCUUAUGCCUAUCUGUGGCAGCAGGAAACGGAGAGAUGUCUCUGAGGGAAAGGAAUCAAAUGCUGCAUCUGGAAAUGCCAUCCUGUCUGCUGGGCCUAUCAUCACACGAAGUGAUGAAACACCAGUUAACAAUUCUCAGCUAGCCCAUCUUAAAGCUCCAGUGUUCCAGAUGAAUACGGUGACCAGCGCACUCAUCUCAGGCAUGAUCAUUCUGGGGUUCAUGUGCGUAUGCUUCUUCAUCUUGUCCCUCACCCUUCUCAAAGGCAAGAGCUCUCCAGUCAGCACCCUGUCAGGAGUCCGCAACCCAGCCUUCAACUGA